Leptidea sinapis is the source of this 7708-nucleotide messenger RNA. Its product is annotated as nucleolar and coiled-body phosphoprotein 1. Lineage: Eukaryota; Metazoa; Arthropoda; Insecta; Lepidoptera; Pieridae. The transcript has 6 exons. The record is from RefSeq and is a predicted model, not a curated record. The coding region runs from base 245 to 2725 and encodes 826 amino acids.
GGCAGCUGGCAGGGCGACGCGCGUCCGUGUGAUCGAUGACCGAUGUGGCGCCGCGCCCGACACGCGGCGGGCUCGUGACGCGAGUGGCCGAGCAGUGCGCUGGGCCAUGUAACCUAUUGACCUACUCUGCUCGGGUGAACUAACCUUUAUUGGAUCCUCUCCGAGAGUAUGGGAGAGUGACCAUCCACGCACUGGGUUUGGAUGUCAGAAGGAAAAGAUAUCGAAAGUGGAAAAUUGAGGUCGAAUGUCGGCGAACAGCGGUGAAGAGCGUCGAGCACGUCGCGGCCCCGCCCCCAUCGCGUCCUUCGAUCAUGACGCUUCGGAUGAAUCAAGUCCAGAAACAAAACAAACUUUUCGAUUGCCUGAAAUUCGCGAGGAUCCGGCUGGAGCAGUCGCAGCGGACGGAGCGGACUCGCUGGCGCCGCCCGCGGCCCGCCCGCGCUCGCUGUCCUCGCCAGCCGUGCACGACGCUCCCGUGGCUCCCGCUGCCACCGCCACCACUGCCGGCCCCGGGCCCGCGCUCGUCGCUCCGACCGCACCCCGCAUCGACAUCUCCCGCGCCUCCAGCUCGAGCCACCACGACUCGCGCGAUAGCUCUCCCGAGCUGGCUCUAUUCACAGGAAACGGGGGUGGGGAUGAGAAACAAGCCCGUCUGGAACUUGGGUUCCGCGAAGAUGGUGCACUCGAUCUGCGCUCGUCGACGGAAGAGCUCGCUUUUAUGGAAGGUGCCCCGGGAAACGAGGAGACCCGACCUCCUCCAACCGCUCCGCCGUCUAGGAGACAUUCUCGUAAGGACAGCCAAUGUUCCGAAACUGCCUUAUUAGCUGUGUCUGGACGGACGAGUCGACUGUCCAGUGUGGGUUCUCAGUGUUCGGCGCAUUCGGUUUUGUCUGGCUUCAGUCACACGAGUAGGGUUUCACGUCUGUCGGUUGUCUCCGGCGCUUCCAGAUCACCUUCACCCCAUAAAAUGCUGCUGGAAACAUCGUUCUGUGGGCCAAAGCCCAUAGAAACAGACCCCGAGAUAUGUGCAGCUGCGGUCGAGGAACGGUUGCUUGAGUUUGCCAAGCUGUCCACUGACACGGCAGUCGCCGCUUUGCCUCCGACGGAUUCCCGUGAUCACCGCGAGGUGCGCACAGAAGCGACAGUAGAAAGUUCCACUUCUAGAUCAUCAAUUGCAUCUCGAGUUGCUGCUCCCGUUUGUCCCACCAGCAUUUCCGAGCGGAUACCAUCCGCAGCGCUGACAUCAAAACCAAAUACUCUAUUAAAUCCAAUAGAUUUAACUGCUGAUGAAGAAAAAAGGCAAAAAGAAACGAAAAAUCGAGCUCGCGUUGAAGAACGGAAAUCGAAAUCACGAACUAAUACGCGACAAGUAGAUACGCAUAAAGAUGCUAAUCAUUCCAAAAAUAUUAUUCGCAUAAAACUUAAACCUGAUGAAGAUUAUAACGAUGAUGAGGACGACGAAAGUGACAGGACUCUCAUAAGCGCAGAACCAGCUCGCAAGCCUGUUUCACUUGAGUUAAAUGAUACUUCUAUACAAUCGUUUCAAACGAAGGGAGCAAGUAUUUCGUUAAGUCCUCAGAUGCCACAGAGACACUUACGAGAUAGUCGAACACCUUCACCCAGCGGUGUAACCGUGUCACGUAAAUCUUCUUUUUGUUCACUGUUUAAAUCUAGAGAAACAAUAGCGUCACCAGACUCACCCUUAGAUGCAUUGAAACGAAAAAAGAGCCUUAACGAAGGAAGGUCCCGUAGUAAAAGCCGCGAUAGAUCAGUGACUCCCACUUCUUCUGGAAAAAUAAAAGGUUCAGUGCUAUCUUUGUUCAAGACUCCGCGCAAAAGUGUGACAUCUCCUUCACCUAGCCCACGUGAUGGUUCACCAGUAAUUCAGGUUCCACGACAAUUUCCUCAAACACCCGCAGAUAAAUCCAAAGGUGAAAAAUUGAAAUAUUAUGAAGAUACCAAAGACGGUAUUAUUCACAUACCGUUGCGGACGCCACCUGAUGAAAAAGAUGCAAGUCGUAACCAAGUGGAGCAAUCUUCGUCGCGUGAUGUUCCACGCCCGUCUUCUGCACCGCAAGUGCGGAGCAUGCCGGAGAGACCUGCGUCUGUUAUAUCAGCGCCCAUAAUCAAACCAAUACAAAGAACAGUUUUGCCCGACGGAAGUAUUAUAAUUCCGCUGCAUUCACCAACAGAAAAAAAACCAGGUAGUCCGAUACUAAAAAGAAGUGAAUCUCCACCUGUAGCAACAACAGUUCACACGCAAGCUGUCAUCGAAAAACAAAGAACAGAGGAAUCGGUACCAUCUGACUUAGUCUCACCAGAGUUAUGUUCUCACCCUGCAAUGUCGCCGGUUGCUGAUGAAGCGGGCGCGGGCAUCAAGGCGGGUUGGAUCGACUUCGCGGAAGUGCCGGAGCGCCGGAAGCAGCCAAAGCGGAUCCAGACCCUGCCGGGUGCGCGUGACUCCGGCCCGCCGCCCACGUACGUGCCGCCCGAACGCUGCCAGUGCGAGUGCCACGCGGCGCCGCCCACCCCGCCCCGUCCCCAUGACACCGACACCGAAGACCAGCUACCGCUGCUGCAGCACGACACGCAGCAGAUGAUUGCCAGCACAUCAUCGUCUCUGGAAGGCGGAGAGGAACCGGGCAGGGUCCGGCUCGACGUGCACGUGGCGCCCUUCACCAGGGACCUCGACCUUCACCGCAUGGUCGACCUGGAGCAUCGCUGACCGCGCGGUAUGACAGCUCACAGCGUCGAGCCGCACGCGCCUUCUCUGCGUGUUUCGACUUUUACACGACAAAUUAUAAUAGGUAUCUCAUUUUACCCAUUUUGAGGUAUUAUCAGUUUUGUGAUGUAAAUUUACUCGUUUCAAAUUAUUGUUAGAUAUGAUAUAUUAUAUAUUUAUAGCGUUCUCCUGCUAUAGCUAUGUUUGACCUUGGCAUUUUUUAUCUAUAAUGUAAGGUUAGGUAGUUUAGACAGACAGUGCAUGCCAAUAACGAGUGCCAGGACGUACCGUGUGAGAGCCUGAUACCUACGCACUAAAGUGAGCCAGUUCACUAUAUUGUGACAUGUGUUACCCUUCAGACUAUAAAAAAGAGUUUAAUGUAAGUAGGUAAUUAAUCAUGUAAUAAUAAUUACACUGCGCCCGCGACUCUCCGUGUUUCAAAGCUCGACAUUUUAAAGCUCGUAUUAUUUCGAUUAGCUUUUAAAUUUGUGACCCAAAUGAAUGUAACGGCAAGCUUGUCACAAUACACCAGUAAAAACCGAAUUCAAAUCGGUUUAGCCGUUCUGAGAUGAGCGAGAUCAAAGAAAAAAAUUAUGAAGGGUGCAGGAGAAAUGUGAUUGAUGUAAUUCUUUUUAGUUAUUAGCAACAUCUGAAAGUCCAUUGAAACAAGUUUCUGUUUUCUUGAGAAUAUAAACACAAAAAGCUUUUCGCAAAAUAAUUUAAUGUUUAAAAUUGAAGUACAAACGUUUAAUAAUUUCUAAUAACGGCAACAUUUUAUGAAGGUCAGUCAAAAAAAGAUGAAGGUGACUAUGGUAGCUAUGAUGUUAUUUUUUGACUGUCACUGUCAGUGUCAAUCACAUGACACAUACUCAAAAAAAUGAUUUAUGAUUAUUUAGUUGCUUGGAUAUUGAUGAUGAUUAUUUAUGCAUAAUGUUUCAUGUUGAUUAAUGUUUUAAGUCAUCCAUUUUUGACUAACAUUCAUUGGUGUGCUUCUUAAAUUACAGGUCGUUUUUUAAAUUAAAAAAUGCGUAUAAGAAGUUAUUAAUGCUCUAAUAACUGAACUGUCUUUUAUUCCUACAUUCAUCAUUUAUUUAUAGAAUAUAUACAUACAUACAUAAUAAAAGUUAAAACUUAACAAAUUAUUAUAAACACAUGGUCGAAUUUGGUACGGCCGGACCAUCGGACUGUCCGGUAAUGAUUGACUAGUAGUUUUGGCAGUAAAACCGAAGGAAAAAACCGGCCAUAUAUUUAUUAGUACAAUUAUACAUACAUCCACAUACAACAACUCAUAGAUGAUCCUUCCAUGUUGAAAGGAUGAGGAUGAACCGUUCGAAUAAUGUAAAUAAGAUUGCGGUAUAAAGUUGAGGCGUGAACAAAAACAAAAACUCAGUAUUUCAGUUUUAAUCUUCCAAGCCAAACAGAGCCCUAUGAAAAUAAAUUUAUACACGGUUCGGAAGCUUUCAUUCUGUAUGUUAUUAAUUAUUCAUGUGAUAUAGGCAUAAAAGUUUAAAUUUAUUGUCUCAAUCAGUACGUGACAUUCUUCGUAUGUCUUCGAUCGGAUAUUGGCUGAAUCGAGGAACUAGGAAGCCGUACACACUAUUAAUGAAGUGGCAACAAAAAAAAAGGGUUCACAGCACACAACCGAUAAGAGAAAAACGGCGGAUGCCUAAAGACAAGUGUCAAUAAAUACUUAUAAACUUAGUUAUACUUAACAAGGUUGUGCAUAACUUCUCUCGGUUGUCUUGGGAAUAAACCACUUCAAAUCUCACAACCACGGACGAGUAAAAAAAUAAGGACUCCGUGCCACCUUACAUAACAAUGAGGCACCAAAACAAGCCGGUAAACAUGUAAAUACAUAGCCCCACGCAUCACUUACACUAAAACAAGCCAAUCGGAUCGCCAUUAUGAGAUUUGCCAUCGUCUGUAACAGAUCAGUUUGCGUCGCAAUCAAAUAUUUUAAAAAUGCCGUUGUGCAUUGUGCAAGCGUAAAAACAAAAAAUAUUUGUGGAUAUAUGAUUAUCUAAGGGACAAAAAAUUGUGUGACUGGUAUAUCCCGUGACCGCACACACACUAGCAUAAAAUUGCUUAACUUGCUUAUAUCACGGCGGAGUCCUUCUUUUAUUAAUAGUCCGUGAUCACAACCAGACACGGGUAGAGUGCGAGCGCUGCAGUGUUCAGUUUGCCAUAUUCUAGUCAUCUGUUGUGAACAAAAGCUCUUAAGGGAACAAAUGAGAUUUUAUUGAAUCUCUUCCUUUAGGUAGUUUUCCUUAAAGUUAUACCUAUAACAAGGCUGGCUAAACAUAAGACGAACGACUCGAAGAAAAGCUACACAACGAAAUAGUACCCACCUGUGUGUAGCGAGUGAAAUAAAAGGGAGAUAUACGUCGUUCUGAGUACAUACGUAGGUAUGUAAGUAAAAGCCUUACCUAUUGGUAUUUAUUAAUGUUUUAACUAAGUAUUUAUGAAAUUAGCAAUAAUAUUAUAAUGUAUAUACUCAAGCUAGUUGCAUUAUUUGUAUUGGUAGUUUUUGACAUUUGUGACACUAAUGACAAGGGCGAAGAUCACUGACGCGAGAUGAUCUUUGGCAACGCUUAGAUUCUAAGUGGGCCCUUAUUACAAUAGUUACUUUGUCACGCAACCAAAAGUAGUGUCCAGACGGCUGCGGCCGGAACGUCUCAACAGGGCGCUGGUGAUCUAGUGCGUGAAAACUGGAAAGACUAGUGACAGAACAGUCGAGAUCACAGGUGACGUGUGGAGCAGAAGACACCUCAUGGCCUACCAUCAACUUUUAAGUAGCGAUUCAAUUCAGAUACAGUUCAGUUUAGGUACCUAAAGUGAAUCGCUAAUAUUCGUACCAUGAAGUGCCUAUAAAUGAAUGGCGUUCCCUUAUGAAAUAAUGAACGAAAGAAAUUUGUCUGUGGUCCGCGGUGUGAGAAAGAGAUGACGCUGUAAAGCCGUUGCAUAGGUCUGUCUCUCUUACUCGAACUAUGUGCGUUGCGUUUCGAAACCUAAAAUGAUAUGAUUUUAGCGGAUUUUUUGCGUGAAAAUUACUACAAAUGCAUUUUAAAAUUGAAAGAAAAGAAAGAAAGAUAAAAAAGUAAGACUAUAGCGUCAAAUUAUAAACCAUUAAGCCCUUUUUUGUGCUCAUUAAAUAAUAGUUAUAUAUUGUCGUUCUUUGAAUAACAAAUUAAAGGUUUGAUUAGGUGUUUUCGUAAAACGAACCUGUUUAAAACGAGGUUAUGAACACACCUCCAUUCGUUUGAUUUGACAGGAGCACAGGGUAUAUUUUGUUUAAUUCGUUCUUGCGAACAGAAAUAGGCAGAGGCCUUACUGCCUUGUCUUUAAUAUUUUUAUUUUCGGUAUUUAUUUUCAGUAGUUUGUUUUACAAUAAAGUCUAAUAAAGUGUUCUCAUCACAACUUUCAUCAAUUAAAUUUUCCUUUUCUGUAUGUUUUCACUAUUUUUUAAAAGUUAUUAACAACAAGAUUCACUUUCCGCUAAGAAAGUUGUAACAUUUUUUGAAUCGCUCACUUAAGCUAUCUAAUUUAGGUUGAAAUAUUACCUCAUGGUACGAAUGAAUGAACGAACUAAAACAGUUUGCGAUUCAAUUUCCGACUUGAUUCGACGUCAACCUAAAUUGGAUCGCUCAAAUGACGUCGAGUAUGAAAUAGCAAAGCAGUUCAUUUUAGGUCGUCAAUUGAAUCGCAAUAAGAGUUCAUGGCCGCUAGGUGUACGAGACCCUUGGAAUGGAAUUAAUUAAUAUUUUCCAUAUUACUUAAGAUGUUUAUUGAUGUUAAUAUUUGAAGAGAUGAAUUUGAAUAUAAUUUUUGUUAUAGGUAGUUAUCAGACUAUUAUAAUUAAUACAUGUAUAGUUAUUGUUAUUUGCUCAGAUGUGAGAUGUCUCCAAUAUGUUUUAAAUAAUUGAUGCGUUUUAACAUGUUAAAUAUUUGUUGGAAAAAUACUAUUGUUUUGUAUAAUGAUUAAAUCAGAUGGCAACUUAAAACACAAUUAAAUUAUGUUGUAGCGAGGGUAGAAGAGGGUGCAGAGGGAAGAUUUCCAUCAUGUAGGUACGAUGAAGUGCGAACAAAUUAGCUAUCCGCACGCCAAACAAAGAUGGUAAAAUCUUCUUUUUGAGCAAAUGUAGUAGAUACUUUAAAAAUGCGAGUCAUUGAAACUGAACGUAUUCAAGUGGGCGUGAACCCGGAAUUGCGACCACCCUUUGGGUUCAAUAGAAAUGUUAAUUAUCAACACAUCUCUUUUGUUAAAAUUCUGUUCAAUUAGUCGCGCUUUAUUUCCCGCUUUGCUGUCAGUACGUGAACCAUAUCACGUAGGUAUCGCUGCAAAUGUAUGCAUGUUGAAUAGUGUUGAACAUUACUGCAUAGCAUACCACAAAUAACACUAUAAUAAGCUUUGACUGCUAUAUCUAUACAUUGUCACACUUACUCCAGUUUUUUUAAAUAUUCUUGGACAGUAGACAGCAAUGUAAAACAUUUGUUCAGUUGAGGUUACGUAAUAUGUUGAUUUUAGAACCUAAUUCGGACAGUAACAGUUGCCUCACGACUAUAGGGUAAAGUGGGCUUAUAUUGUCUUCACUUACUUGUCACACUUUUACCAUUUGCUUCCAGACUGCGAAUGAUUUGUCCUUAUGUGUAUAAAGCGUCAUUGUAUAAUAACUAUCAGUCGCCGGCUUUAUAGAAAUGUUGCCACUGUAGUGCCACAGUGUACCAAUUACUUAAAUGUUGUGACCUUUGGUGGCUAGCUCACUUUUUCAGAACCGAAAUUUAACAAGAAGCAUUUCACAUCAUGAUUAUUGGCCGACCACACAGCCAGUUGAUUGUCUGUAUAAACUAACUGUAACUGCGGGGAAUUGAAUGAAAUGCAGUAUUGUUCACCAAAAUGAUGUUUUAUAUUUAUAGGUAUUGUGGAUGAGUGCUCUGUUCACAAAGUCUGAAUAUAAACAAGGUUUUAAAUAAAUAUUUUGCUUUCCC